This is a messenger RNA of Ruditapes philippinarum (Manila clam), 1659 nucleotides long. RefSeq lists its product as uncharacterized. The transcript is spliced from 6 exons. Lineage: Eukaryota; Metazoa; Mollusca; Bivalvia; Venerida; Veneridae. The record is from RefSeq and is a predicted model, not a curated record. The coding region runs from base 145 to 843 and encodes 232 amino acids.
AUCCGGAUACCGGUUACCGGAAAAUUAAUAUCCGCCGAACUUUGUUAAACGGUUUUAAUUGGUUAAGAAUUUCACCCCGCUGAAUCUAAAAAGAAGUCAAAUAAAAAUUCAGAUUUUGAUUGCACCUGGUAUUCUAGCUGAAAGAUGGCAAUGUCAUUAACAACCCCAAGAUCUGCUCUUCGGACAAUAAAUGAGGACCAAAGCACUCUCAGGGCAACAAAGUCGGCACAUGCGAGCAAACCAGGAAAUGUGGCACCUGUUAACAAGUUGUUCUUGAAACCGAGCGGUCCUUUACAGACCAUCAGCACUAAAAAUCAGAUGCGCAUUCAUACUGAUCCAGAACCUAAGCUGAAAGUUAAGACCAAGGAAAAGGUGAUCACCAAACCACCUGGACCCUUGCCAGAAAAAGAAAUUCUGAAUGUCUUUAACCCAGAAGAGGACUGCAAGCCAAAGAUGGACAAGGCGUUGAUUGGAGUGGUUGAGAGAAUACGCAACUGGCGACCACCAUGUUUGUUCGGUGUCGGAAAACCGGACAGUGAUUUUGAAGACAGUGAUGAUGAGGAUAGAGACAGGUCUCCUAAAAUAGAUGUGGCGGACCUGCCUCCACCAGACGAUUCACUUUGUGAUGAAGAGUUAGUUAACCUGUCUGAUCUGAUAAUUCCAAGCAUCGACAUCGAAGAUCUUCCUCUACCUUAUUUAGAUGACUCGCUCGACAUCGAACCAAACAUGGGAACUCUUGAAAUCUGGGAGACCUCGACACCUGCCUCUUUCUCGCCAAGGGUAGCUAAAGAUGUGUCGUCUUCCUUAGACCAUUCUGGUAUAAAUGACGACAGUCUGCAGUAAAACUAAACAAAAAAUCUUUUUUUGGAAACUUUAGGCUAAUUGGCAGCUUUGGUUAUUUGAAAGGCAUUAAAAUAGAAGAGGCAGUAGAGGAAUGAAUGAUGGGUAAUUCAUGAUGAGUGUGAAUGAUAUUAAAGUCGUGAAGCUCUGCUUAGUGCUUGUAACUCAGGGUUGUAAAUAAUGUAAAUAUCGUCUGUAAAUAUCUCAUCAUCAUCGUUACUGUUGUUGUCGUCGUGAAUUUAACUUCUUACAGGAAAGUGUUUCAUUUUAGAAAUUAAAAUAUAUACAUGUGAAUGAGAAAAUAAAAUUCAUACUGGUACAUGCAAAUGGACUUAUAAAAUAAUGAUUGUCAAUAUUUUUUUUUUGAUUAAUUGCAGCAAGUAAGUAAAUCUAUUUUUGUCAAUGGAAAUUUUUCUGAAAUUUAUACAUUUGAUAUAUUUGCAGUUUCAAACGUUUACAUAAUUAUCAGUGAUUUAAACUUUGAAAUUCAUAGUUUUGACUUAAUAUUUAUAUAGUAGCAAAAAAUAUUAUUAUCUUGACUGCAGGAUUUUUUUCUCUCCAAUUUUUAACAAAAUCUUUAACAAAAAGAACAAAAUUGAGCUAGUAAAAUUUCACUUGUAAUAAUUUUUUUGUUCAAAAAGGUAAAUAAAAGAUCAGAAAAAAAAAGAAAUUGAAAACUCAUUACAUUGUACAUAAAUCAUACAAUUUCUUGUACAUACAUCGCUUUUAACCUUUUUAUGUUGUGAUUUUGAAAUGGUAUUUUUAGCAUAUUCUUUUUUUACAUUAUUUUGCAUGCAGAAUAAAGCUAUUGAAAUAAUA